AUGACAUACAUCUACGACCUUCACAGGAAGUACGGAGAUAUCGUGAGGGUUGCCCCGAACGAGAUAUCCUGCGUCGAUCUUGAAUCUUUCACCCGCGUCUACAAGAUGGGCGGCGGCUUCGAGAAGGCUCAAUGGGUUGGCGACUUCGCAGAGAAACUACCCUCCCUUUCCCUGUCCUUUCUCACCAACAAGAAAGAGGCAAAAGAACGACGAAGACUUCUUCAACGAUCGUUUUCUCUGGUGUCUUUGCGUCAGAACUGGGAAACUGAGAUUAGACAUAACGUUAACCUAGCAGUCAAUAAGGUGAAGGCCGAAGCUCUUAGUAGCUCAGUCAAUAUCCACAAGUGGUGGACGCUGAUGGCGGCGGAUAUCAUCAGCGAACUGUCAUUCGGCCAGUCAUUUGGGAUGUUAAGCACUGGAAAGAGCACACUUUACAUGAGGGCGAUUGAGACAGCGCUGCUUGGAGCUGUGUUCAAGAGCGAGAUCCCGUUCCUCCACUUCCUCUUUCGACUCAUCCCAAAGUCCUCUCUCCAGACGUUAUCGCGCUGUCUCGAGCAGUGCGACGCUGCGGGUAAAGACGGGGUAGAAAAGCUCUCUCGGCGAGACGACCAGACGAAAAGCCUGUUUAAAGAGAUGAUCGACGACUGCGUCAAGGAAGGGCGUCGGUGGAAGAGUGAUGACACUGUCAGGAUCGAGGCGGCUGGCAUGAUGGUUGCUGGGUCUGACACCACAGCUGCCGUGCUGACUUACUUGAUCUGGUCUGUCCUGAAGCAAAACGACUUGCAGACAAGGCUCGAAAACGAAAUUGCUUGUCUGGGUGAGGACUUCGACGAUAAAGAAUUGGAAGGAUGUCCCCUUCUCAACGCGGUCAUCGAAGAGACUCUGAGGCUUUACCCAGCUGUGCCGUCGUCAUUGCCACGGACCGUGCCUCAAGGAGGCGUGACGCUCGCGUCGUAUUUUGUAGCGGCCGGCACGGUAGUGUACAGUCCGGCUUACACACUUCAUCGCGACUCAAGAAUAUUUCCGGACCCUGAAAAAUUCGAUCCGGACCGAUACCUCGAUUCUUCCAAAGUAGCAUUGCAGCAGCGGCAGGCCAUGAUCGCGCUUGGAGCUGGAGCGAGGGUUUGCCUCGGCCAACAUCUAGCGAUGAUGGAGCUUCGCCUCGCCACUGCUGUCUUCUUUCGGCACUGCCGCGGGGCUACGCUCAGCGAUAAGAUGCCUGCUGACAGUAUGGACAUGGUCGACUACGUUCUUCUUACUCCGAAGAGAAAGCGAUGUGAUAUUACACUGGUAUAG
Messenger RNA from Colletotrichum karsti, 1296 nucleotides. Its product is annotated as cytochrome P450 3A17. Gene Ontology annotation, molecular function: monooxygenase activity; oxidoreductase activity, acting on paired donors, with incorporation or reduction of molecular oxygen; heme binding. The coding region runs from base 1 to 1296 and encodes 431 amino acids. The record is from RefSeq and is a predicted model, not a curated record. The transcript has 3 exons. Lineage: Eukaryota; Fungi; Ascomycota; Sordariomycetes; Glomerellales; Glomerellaceae.